UUGUCAUUCAGUUGGGAUUCGAAGCUCUGCGGGAGCGAUCAUUGGGGGGGGGAACAAAAACCAAUCUAUAAACUUUCCAUCUAAACUAUCUUUUGCAGAGACAAAAUCCAGCAUGAGAAUUGGGCUAUAAAUUAACCAACUUCUCUCCGUUUUCUGUGUGUAUGUGUCAGUGAUAUUGGAAAGUAACAUUGCCCGUUUAUUUAUUGGCAAUUUACAACACGCUGACAACGGUCUUAGCUAAAGUGCAUUGUGCAUUGAAUUCCGUUGAGUAUUUUAGCGCAUUUUUGCGCGUUUUGAUUCACCAACAAAAAGCAAACGACGGAUACAAAGACAGAGACAACGACAACGAGAAGCAACCAUCGUCUGGCCAUCGUCAUCGUCGUCGACACCAUGGAGAAUCUUGGCUAUAAGGAGGGCAGUACGAAACCCCGUCGCAUGACACGUUCGAUCAGUGUCGUUACCAAGACCGAAGUGGAACAGCCGCUCAAUGAGAAUAAUGCAAAUAACCGAAAAACAUCUCUUCAACAUAGCUUCAAAUCGAUUCCACCCAACCUGAUGGUGCGAUGGCGGAAUAACAACACUGACGCCAUGAUCGAAGCUCAGUAUCCGACAGCUGGAGAAUUCGAAUACAUGGAGUGUGGACCGUCACCGCCGGCGGAGAGCGCACCGUCAAUGUACGACAGCUUCGAGGAGCCCACCAGCGAGCUGAGCGUUCAGAUCUGCAAUGAUACGCUUCGCCUAAGUCUCAUCGAUCAGAUGAAGAGUGCCACCGGGCGAGUGCGUUUAUUUGAGGACAUUGAGCAGGGAAAUGUCGUGGCCGAGAGCACGAAGACGCACUUUGAGUCUGCCUCGAAGUUGGAGAAGAAUCUCUGCUAUUUGUGGGCUGCGUUCCUCAAGCGCUGGGACCUCAUCGAGGGCCUGAUGGAGGUGGGCGCUGAUCUGCACUUUUGUGAUCAGAAUGGCAUCUCCUCCAUGCAUUUGGCGGCAUUCAGCGGAUGCCUUGCCACACUGGGAUUGCUCGUCUCCAAGGGAAUGAAUGUGAAUCUGCAGUCCAAGUGCUAUACCCCACUACACUGUGCCGCCUUUGGCAAUGCCGCUGAGGCCGCCAAGUUCCUAAUCAACAAUGGGGCCGACAUUACCAAGGACACCAAUAAGCCCAACUGCGAGGAGAGUCUCCUGCACUGUGCCGUGCGUUCGAAUGCUCUCGAGUGUCUGCAGAUCUUCAUCAGCGAGGGAGCCGACGUGAACUCCCUCAAACCAAAUGGGACAAAUGCUAUCCAUUUGGCCGCCGAUCUGGGCAACAUGCAGUGCCUCGAGGCCCUGCUCAAUGCCCCCAAUGCGGAUGCGAAUGUAAGGAUCUGCAUUCGCGAGAAGGAGUCCACUGCCCUACAUCUCGCUGCGGAUGAGGGCAAUGUGGAGUGUGUGGACCUGCUGCUGUCCAAGGGCGCGGAUGCCAAGCUAAAGAACCAUCGAGGCUUCACCCCGCUCCAUCUGGCGGCACGAACUUCGAGUCUGGAGUGUGUGGAGUCGCUGCUGAGAAACGGGAAUGCCGAUGCCAAUGCCGAGGACUUUGACCAUCGCACGCCGCUCCAUGCGGCGGUGGGAAAGUCCGAGAAUGCCUACGACAUCAUGGAGACGCUCAUCCAGUGGGGUGCUAAUGUCAAUCACAAAGAUAUAUAUGGCUUUACGGCUCUCCAUUUGGCAGCGCUCGAUGGCCUUGUGCAGUGUGUGGAGAUGCUGAUAUUCCAUGGGGCAGAUGUUACCACCAAAUCGAAGAAGGGCACAUCCGCAUUGAAUGUGAUCACACGGAAGACACCCUCAUCGGUGGCCAUGAUUCGACAGAAGCUGGAUGCAGCCAUCACGCUGCAUCAUUCACAGGAUCCCGUCAAUCGUGAGGUGGAGCUGGAGCUGGACUUUCGCCAAUUGCUGCAGCAUUGUCAUCCCCGUGAGAUAAGCUAUCUGAAUACCUUUGUGGAUGAGGGCCAAAAGGAGAUACUAGAGCAUCCCCUCUGCUCCUCUUUUCUGUACAUCAAAUGGGGAAAAAUACGAAAAUACUACAUUGGACGCCUUAUCUUCUGCUUCAGCUUUGUGCUCUUCCUAACGCUCUACGUCCUGACUGCCCUCGCCCACAACUGCUACAAUGGCAGCAAGGAUGACAAUACGACCAUUCAGGCCCAGGAACUAUGCCAAAAGCAGUCCAUCCUUGGGGAUAUGCUGCGAAACAAUCCGUUUGUGAUGGAAAUGCAAUGGUGGGUGUUGGUGGCCAUCACCAUUGUGGAGAUAUUUCGAAAGGUUUAUGGCAUCACGGGCUACUCUUCGUUUCGACAUUAUGUGACACAAGUGGAGAACAUAAUGGAGUGGUUUGUGAUUACCAGCGUCUUUGUCAUCUCCUAUAUCUACACGAACAAGACGUACACCUUUCAAAAUCACAUUGGCGCCUUUGCCGUGCUCUUGGGCUGGACAAAUCUCAUGCUGAUGAUCGGACAGCUGCCAGUGUUUGAUGUCUAUGUGGCCAUGUAUACCAAGGUACAGGGGGAGUUUGCGAAGCUCUUUAUGGCCUACUCCUGCAUGCUGAUUGGCUUUACCAUAAGCUUUUGUGUGAUCUUUCCCUCGUCAUCGUCGUUUGCCAAUCCAUUUAUGGGCUUCAUUUCGGUGCUGGUCAUGAUGAUUGGCGAACAGGAUUUGUCGCUACUAAUCAACGAUCCCGAUGGCAAAGAUCCACCCUUUCUGCUGGAGGUCAGCGCACAGAUCACCUUUGUGCUGUUUCUGCUCUUUGUCACCAUCAUCCUGAUGAAUCUCCUUGUCGGUAUUGCUGUGCAUGAUAUACAGGGUCUCAAAAAGACGGCGGGACUCUCAAAGCUGGUGCGACAGACGAAGCUCAUUAGCUACAUCGAAUCUGCGCUGUUUAACGGGUAUCUGCCCACCUGGUUGAGGAAUCUGCUGCACUACACGGCCUUGGUAUCGCCACAGGCCUAUCGCGUGGUCUUGUGCGUCAAACCGUUGAAUCCCAGUGAGAAGCGCCUGCCCAGGGACAUUCUAAUGAAGGCCUAUGAGGUAGGCAAGAUGCGAAAACAAUUCGGACACACCAUCUCCUCGAAGAACCCCGCGGAGAACUAUCUGUCCUACAAGAACAAGUACAACAACAGCACGAGUAAUGGCUGCGCCUCAACGGGCUAUGUGCUGGCCGGCGAUCCCGAUCCAGACGCGGGACAAUUCACAACGCUAACGACCAAAAUCGAUGAGAAUGCCGACAGGAUUGAGUUUCUCACGCAGGAGAUACAGGAACUAAAGCAGGCCCUCAUAUCGCAGCAACAGCAGGCGAGCAAAGUGAUCGAUAAGCUGCUGAUUGUCAUUUCCAACCAACAAAAGCAGAAUUUGCGCAAAUAGUUGCUAAAAGCAUUUAGUAAAAUCAUCCGAAAAUAUGUUUAGAAUUGAAGAGUUAGAUGUUCCCUCCUAUAGUUUAAGUGUGUUUGAGCAACCCCAGAAGAUUGUUGAUAUUACCAUAGAGGAAUUUUUUGAUAUUUGAAGCGCCUGGCGUUCUGUAUUCUAUACUAUAUAUAUACCACACCCCAUAUACUACUAUUAUAUAUAUACAACACUAUCUGUAAUCUAGAGUUUAGAUGUAGUAGAGGAGGCGAGCAGUUUUGAUUUGUGGCUGGUUUUAGGCUGUGUCUUUUGUUGUUUCGAAGCAGAAUCGUUUAAAUCAUAAUUUAUAAUCUUAAAUAAAACCAUAUGAUAUGUAUAUCUAUUGUUACAUCCA
Molecule: messenger RNA, 3760 nt
Organism: Drosophila guanche
Lineage: Eukaryota; Metazoa; Arthropoda; Insecta; Diptera; Drosophilidae
Gene: wtrw
Product: transient receptor potential channel pyrexia
Exons: 3
Coding region: 391-3387 (998 amino acids)
Biological process (GO): monoatomic ion transport; transmembrane transport
Cellular component (GO): membrane
Molecular function (GO): protein binding; monoatomic ion channel activity
Source: RefSeq, a predicted model, not a curated record